This is a messenger RNA of Periconia digitata, 1113 nucleotides long. The record is from the annotation of a GenBank genome assembly. NCBI's taxonomy places the organism in Eukaryota, Fungi, Ascomycota, Dothideomycetes, Pleosporales, Periconiaceae.
UUCGCAGUCCACCGUGACACCGAAUGUGAAUUCGCCUUCCAUCCCAUACUCAUCAUAAGACCUUUGAACCCCACAAGUACUACAUACAGCCUUGUUUCAAGCUUGUCCAACAUGCCUCUCGUAGCUCAAAACCCAAAGGAUCGAGUCAUCCUUGGGUUGAUGACGUUUGGACCCGACGAGAAGGCUGGCGCUAGGAUCACUGAUUUCAACGAGUACACCAAGCAUCUCGACUACUUCCAGUCCCAGGGCUACAAUGAGGUCGACACAGCACGCAUGUACGUCGGCGGCCUGCAGGAGGGCUGGACGCGGGACGCCAAAUGGAAGGACCGCGGGCUUACGCUUGCCUCCAAAUGUUAUCCUUACGAACCAGGCGUUCACAAGGCCGAUCGUCUGAAGGAACACGCGAACACAUCUCUCAAGGAGCUUGGGUCCGACAGUGUAGACAUCUUCUACCUGCACGCACCAGAUCACUCGGUCCCCUUCGCCGAGACGUUGCAAGCCGUCAAUGACCUCCACAAAGAGGGAAAAUUCGUCCAGCUGGGUUUGAGUAACUUUGCUGCGUGGGAGGUUGCAGAGGUUUGGAACAUUUGCAAUGAACGCGGAUGGGUGAAACCGACAAUUUAUCAAGCCAUGUACAACGCCAUCACCAGGGGAAUAGAGCCGGAGCUCAUUCCUGCUUGCCGCAAGUACAAGCUCGACAUUGUCGUAUACAAUCCGCUCGCCGGAGGAUUGUUCUCGGGGAAGAUCAGGUCAAAGGACCAUCUACCGCAAGAAGGCAGAUUCGGGCAGACGGCAGAGAAGACGGGUAAGAUGUAUCGUGAUCGCUACUUCAAGGACGCGACCUUCGAGGCAUUGCGUAUCAUUGAACCGGUAGCCGAGAAGCACGGGUUGACGCUGCUGGAGGUAGCGCUACGUUGGACUAUGCAUCACUCGGAGCUGAAGACCAGAGUCAAAGGUGGGAACGACGGAAUCAUCAUUGGAGUGAGCAACUUCUCGCAGCUGGAGGGAAACUUGAAGGACCUGGAGAAAGGUCCCUUGCCCGAGGAGGUCGUGGGAGUAUUGGACGAGGCGUGGUUGAUUGCCAAACCCUUAGCUCCCCCGUAUUUUCGGUGA